AUGCCUUCCGAAUCCCGCGUCGAGAACCCCUUCUUCCAUCCCCUCCUCUUCAUCUUCCAGCUCUGGCAAUGGUUUGCCGACAAGAUCUUCUCGCCCACGCCCCCGGAGCCGAGCACACGCCUGAGCCGGCCCAAGGUCGCUGUCAUUGGAGCUGGUAUCACUGGCGUUACCUCCGCCGCCCAUUGCAUUGGGCAUGGCUUCGACGUCGUCAUCUUCGAGGCUGGUAGCCGCGAGAACCUUGGCGGCAUCUGGAGUAAAGUGAACAACUCUUCGAGCCUGCAAAUCCACUCAAUGAUGUUCCGUUUUCAUCCCUCGGUCAAGUGGGAGCGCGGAUACCCAGACAGACAACAGAUCCUCAGCCAGGUGAAGCAGCUUUGGCACAAAUAUGGUCUGGAAACCCGCACCAAGUUCAACACGCCCGUCGAGAAGGUCUAUCAGGAUGAGAAGGGCAGAUGGGUUAUCAACAACACCGCCAAUGGCCACUUUGAAGGCAUCAUCACCGCCGUCGGGACAUGUGGUGAGCCCAAGAUGCCCCGUCUCCCGGGCAUCGAGGACUUCAAGGGUCACGUCUACCACUCCAGCCAGCUGACCGGAAAGAACGCCAAGGGCAAGAAGAUGGUCGUCAUCGGCGGCGGCGCCAGUGCUGUCGAAGCCUUGGAGUUUGCCGUGGAUGAGGAGGCAGACAAAACUUAUAUUCUGUCUCGCAGUGACAAGUGGAUUAUUCCCCGCAACCCGAUCGUAAACAUGCUCCUCGCCAUGAAUAUCCUGGGCCAAGAAACCCGCCUGUCAUGGAUCCCUGAGACUCUGUUGCGAAAGCUUUUCUACCGAGACCUGCAGGGGAUCGCACCCCACGACAAGGGAAUCUACAUGGACACGCCGAUGGUUAACAGCCAAGUCAUGGACACCAUUCGAUCCGGCCGUGCAGAGUGGAUUCGCUGCGACAUUGAGGGCUUUACUGCCGACGGAGUCAUUGUCAACAAACGCGCGCAGGGCGUUCCCAAGGGAGGACCCGGCAGAAGACAGGUUGUGCCUGCGGACAUCAUCGUCAUGGCCACUGGCUACAAGCGUCCCUCGUUGGACUUCCUUCCCGAUGACUGUUUCAACGAGCCGUAUCAGCCUCCCAACUGGUACCUCCAGACUUUCCCCCCUUCCCACCCCUCCAUCUCUGCUAUCAAUUGCACAUACGUUUCAGCCAUUGGAACCGUCGGUAACUGGCACAUUGGUAUCUACACCAGGAUUCUCCUCAUGUUCCUCAUUGAUCCCAUGACAAGACCGCAUCCGUUCUGGAUGAAGGCCUGGAUCGAGAUGACCAAGCUUCUUAAAUCCGCUUCUCCCACUGGUGCUUUUGACUUCUUUACUUACCUCGAGCUCAUCUGGUGGUUUGCCUUCAGCGUCACCUUCAACCCGUUCCGAUGGAAGUGGGCCUUCUUCGUCUUCUUUGGCUUGGGCUUCAUGCUACCCAAGAGAGUCGUCGAGAUCGAGAGCCGUAUCCGCAACGGCAUGGGCUUCCAGGAUGAAGUUGGUCGCGACGUUGGACACAGCAUCUGA
This is a messenger RNA of Colletotrichum graminicola M1.001, 1548 nucleotides long. Its product is annotated as monooxygenase. Bases 1 to 1548 code for a protein of 515 amino acids. The transcript has 4 exons. The record is from RefSeq and is a predicted model, not a curated record. Gene Ontology annotation, molecular function: NADP binding; N,N-dimethylaniline monooxygenase activity; flavin adenine dinucleotide binding. Lineage: Eukaryota; Fungi; Ascomycota; Sordariomycetes; Glomerellales; Glomerellaceae.